GUCCAUGCCACGUGAGACGAUUUAAUUUCUCGCUUGAGAUCGGGAAACCUCGCGAUAGCUUAUCCUGGGCGGACCGAACGUAAAGAUUCAAUCGUCGGCAUGACCUCCGCGUUGGAAAACUACAUCAACCGUACUGUUGCUGUGAUUACUUCAGAUGGCCGAAUGAUUGUGGGCACUCUCAAGGGCUUUGAUCAGACAAUCAAUUUGAUUUUGGAUGAGAGCCAUGAAAGAGUAUUCAGUUCUUCGCAAGGAGUGGAACAAGUAGUAUUAGGACUAUACAUUGUGAGAGGAGAUAAUGUAGCUGUAAUUGGGGAAAUAGAUGAAGAAACAGAUUCAGCCCUUGACUUGGGAAAUAUUCGAGCAGAACCUCUGAACUCAGUUGUACAUUGAAAGACAGAAGAAUAAGGACUGCUUUACAGAAUUAUUUAUAUACAAUGGCAAGACUCCUUUUUAAAAUUCACAUAAUUUGGAUCAUUUAUACCUAUUUUUUACUGUUAACGCUUUAUGUAAAUUAAAGUAUACAUUUUACUGCUGACUCCAACAUAGCAAUGGGAAAAACAACUUUAAAAAUUGUUACCUAGAAGUGUUAUAGCUUAGAACAUAAGGAAAUGAAAAUUCUAAACUACUGACACAAAAGAAAUAUUUUGCUGGGAGAAACAUUCAGAAAAAGUAAAUGAUUUUUAAAUUUUAUUAAAUAAAUCACAUUAAGUACAAUCGUACUUAAUAAAAAUAUUUUUAAUUUCUUAAAAUAAUGACUGGGUGGUUUGUGCCAUUUUAAUUUACUAAGCCAGUUUAAAUAAUUGAAUGUAUUCACGUGAGUGAGGAUGAUUUGCAACAUGAAUGAAACUUCCCUUUCCAUCCCCACCUUAGUUCAGUAUGCAAGAUCCUCUAAAUCUUCUAGCUGUGAUUAGGAGACAGAAUUCCACUACCAGCUAUUGUUCUUCUAAUGAAUGGAGACUCUAAAA
Notechis scutatus (mainland tiger snake) is the source of this 965-nucleotide messenger RNA. RefSeq names its product LSM8 homolog, U6 small nuclear RNA associated (gene LSM8). NCBI's taxonomy places the organism in Eukaryota, Metazoa, Chordata, Lepidosauria, Squamata, Elapidae. Gene Ontology annotation, cellular component: U6 snRNP; precatalytic spliceosome; U4/U6 x U5 tri-snRNP complex. Gene Ontology annotation, biological process: mRNA splicing, via spliceosome. The record is from RefSeq and is a predicted model, not a curated record. Gene Ontology annotation, molecular function: mRNA binding.